Messenger RNA from Entelurus aequoreus (snake pipefish), 9702 nucleotides. RefSeq names its product capicua transcriptional repressor a (gene cica). NCBI's taxonomy places the organism in Eukaryota, Metazoa, Chordata, Actinopteri, Syngnathiformes, Syngnathidae. Gene Ontology annotation, cellular component: nucleus. Gene Ontology annotation, biological process: regulation of transcription by RNA polymerase II. Gene Ontology annotation, molecular function: DNA-binding transcription factor activity, RNA polymerase II-specific; RNA polymerase II transcription regulatory region sequence-specific DNA binding. The record is from RefSeq and is a predicted model, not a curated record. The coding region runs from base 341 to 7363 and encodes 2340 amino acids. The transcript has 22 exons.
GAAUGUACAGAGGCAGGAGUUUUUUCUUUUUUUUCCUCCUCAUUUUUAAGUUGCCUCGCCGGAGGAACAUGAGCGACUGAAGCUGACUGGCGGCUGCGGAGCUCCCUGCCCUCAUUUUUUUUCUCCCACCGGCGGACUCGGCCACACUUGACUACGGCGGGGCUAGCUUGACGUUAGCGCAUCUCUGGAGGAAAAAAAAAAAGGCAGCAAGUUGCGAUGAGAGUGAGCCGGCCCUGGAAGAAGAAGUAACUCGAGGGACAAGAAGGAGGGGGGAGGAAAUUGAGGAGAAACCAACAAAGAAUCUUGUCUUGUCUGAAAGAGAGGCCAGCUUGAUGACGCGAUGAAGCCAAUCAAAAAGCAGGGCCGGCGUUCCCCCCCCUCCACCCGGGCCAAAGGGGGUAAGCGCAGAGGAGCAGGUGAGGCCCCCGAAGGAGGGGAGAAAAGAGACUCGGACGAGAACCGAGACCAGCAAAGCCAAGAUCCCUUCUCCUUUUCAUCCCACUCUGAGUCCUGUGACCCAAUCAGAAACCGUGACUCUUCCGACGGUGAAUUACUCGUCGUGGACUCUGGGAAAGAUGAGCAAGCAGCACGUUCAGUGUUAAGCGCGGGCAGCCACAGCGACAGCGGCGGGAGCAGUUGCAGUAACAGCAGCACGCCGAGCGCAAACAGCAGCCCCAACCCCACGUCUAGUCGCAAAACCGCCACCUUCAAAGCCCGCAUUCCCAAGAAGAAAUACACAUCAGAACACUGCUCAAUCACUGCCGCUGGUAGCCAUAGCAACCUUGUAUCCAGCACACCCCCUCCUCUGCUUCUUAGCGGAAGAACCCUCAACCAGGGCUCAUCAUGCUCAGGUAGUCCUGAUGGCAACAAUCAAAGCCGCAGCCUGAUUGGGGACUUUCACAGCUUGACCACCGGCAGGGAGCUACCUCAGGAUGUUUCCCUGGGACCCCCUGUCCUCUCACUGCUAGGGGAUAAGCCAGUAGGAGUGGAGGUGGCCAGGGAUGCGGAGCAAGUGUCUCCCUGUCCCCUACCUCGGUGCUCCUCUACAGACACUGCAAGCGAGCACUCUGCAGACCUGGAAGUAGUGACGGAUGCUUUCCCACAUCUGUCUUCCAGCCUCCCUGAUGCGCUCGCCGACACUCUGGCCAAAGGCCUGAAGAAUCAACGUGUCCUCGCUCGACAGCUCAUGAGAAGAAUUGAUGAUGGAGGAGCAGAAAGGAGGAGCAAAGGGAGGUCUUUGGGCUUAGUGUUCCGUGCGGGUGUGGUCCGCAGAGUCAGUGGUGAAUAUGGAAGCCUGGAGGUGCAACUAAAUGGGGAAAAGACACUCUGUCGUUAUCCGUAUAGACACAACAGCCCCCCAGGGGUUGUAGAUAUCAUUCUGGAUGCCCCCCCACCGGGUGUUGAUCCGAUACCACUCAGCACCCGCGUCUGUGUGCCAUUCAGCAGCGAUGAAGGUGGGGAAGGCCAGUGGUACCGGGAAGGCGUCGUGACUCAGGUGGACACUCACCCAGCAGUGGCUAAUUGCUACCGUGUCCUGUUGUCCGAUGAAAGACCUUCAUCGGUCAAUGAAGGUGAGGAUGGCAGAGGUGCAGCCAAUGCAACGCAGGCCGUGUGGGUGUCCAGACAAACACUCAGGCUCUUAGUGCCCCCAUGGGACCUGGACUUACCAUCAAGGGAGGCAGUCGAGUGCACUCGCAAUAACAAAAGGGAGCAGGAGGACAGGGAUGAAAUGGAUGUGGAGCAGGAGGUGUGUCGUUUAAGCCGGGGCAUGACACCUAGUGUAGGAUCUGUGUUGGGAAGGGUGUACCCUUGCAUGCCUCCAGUGUCCUCCACAUCAGGACAUAGUAUAACUACACCAGUCACUCCGAUCUCAGUCCUCAGCCUUGCUCCUGGCCGAGAAUGGGACAUUGAAAAAGACUUUGCAAUGGAGAGGGAUCUCCAGAGAAAACAUGAGAGAGAAAGGCAGAACAGUAUAAAGCAACAACAGCAACACCAUUCCUACAUGCCACUGACCCCAGAGGAGGACAUGGAGGUGUCCCACUUCAACAUGUUGCCAAUGGGAGCCAUUAUACCUGGGUCCAAAACCAUGGCACUGACUCAACACCGCCACAUUGUCUCUAAGCCUCCUCCUGGCUACAUCAAUCAUCAUCUGUCUGUGGUGCAGGGCAUUGGAAUCCCCUCUGGCCACCUUGCCCUAAACCCUCAUCCCCCUCCUUCCCCUGCCCUGCUAGGCCUCGACCCAAUUGGAGCACCCACUAGUGGUGCUGUCAUUUCCACCCCCCAGCUCCCGCCACUCCCACCUAUCUCUUCCUCUAGCACGUCCUCCUCCAGAGUGGAAAAAGCAUCAGGAGGUGGUGGUGGAUCUGGGUCAGGUUCCACUUCUUCCUCCUCCUCACGUUCACGCACCCCGCUGACAGCGGCUCAGCAGAAGUACAAGAAGGGAGAUGUGGUGUGCACGCCUACAGGUAUCCGCAAGAAGUUCAAUGGGAAGCAGUGGAGGAGGCUGUGCUCCCGGGAAGGCUGCUCCAAAGAGUCCCAGCGCCGAGGAUACUGCUCAAGACACUUGUCCAUGAGGACCAAGGAGAUGGAAGCCAGUGGAGGCAUCCGGGAGCGAGGAGGUGCCAGCAGCACAGGGACCUUGACGCCAUCUGACCUCCGACUAAGCGGGGGCCGGGCCAGCUCCGAGUUUGACUGGGACGAGACUUCCCGGGAAAGCAGUGAGGCAAGCAGUCGUGGAGGAGAUUCCCGCCCCCGCCUUGUCCUUCCUUCCCUGCUCCCCCAGGACCUCUCUCGCUUUGACUUUGACGAGUGUGAAGCAGCGACAAUGCUGGUCUCCUUGGGGGGUUCCCGUUCAGGCACGCCUUCUUACUCACCCAUCUCCAACCAGUCACCCUUCUCCCCGACCCCAUCACCUUCUCCCUCGCCGCUCUUCGGCUUCCGCCCAGCAAAUUUCAGCCCGAUCACUGCUCCCUCUUCCCGCCGUCACCGCCAGCUGAGUGGCACUAAAUUAGGCACUUUAGGUACAGAACGAGAACGCCACCUCUCAGGCAUUGUGCCCACUUUUCAGACCAACCUCACGUUUACGGUGCCCAUGAGUCCCAGCAAGAGGAAGAUUGAUACACACCCACCUCCUCCACUGCCAGCACUCCAUGACUACCACAGCAAACCUGGGGAGCAGGUUAUGGGGGAUCUCAAUCUUGGCCCUGCUCCCUUUAGAGUCCUUUCCCCCCAGAGUCAACCCACAACCCCAUCCUCGCUGACUUUCCCCCGCCCACGUAGCGCCACCAGCCGACCACCAUCCUCCGCUGCUUCUACACCACCGCCCAUGCUGGUCUCUCCAACUCCCCCCUCCCCGCUGCCCCAGGAACCUUCACCGCGCCGCAUCGUACCCCUGCGGGACUCCCCGGUUAUCGUCCGCAACCCAGAUGUCCCUUUGGCCAAGUUCUCUGACGGCCCCCUAGCGAGGCGAGAGAGGAGUCGGUCCAGGGAGCUCAGCCAGGCCCAACAGGCGGUGCCUCUGGGCCUGCAGGCACCCGUUCCCAUCAACGGAGCCACCACCAAUGGCGCAGUCCUCCUGCGAAAUCCUGGUUCUGCUUUGGUCUUGGUCACCUCUAGCUCUUCCCUCACCCCAGCUUCAGGAGGCCAUGCUGCCCUCUCCAACUCUUUCACCCUGGGAUCAACCACCGCAGGUCCCGCCCUGUCCUCGUCAGGAUCCGGGGGCCGGGAGAGGAAACCCGAGGGGCACCAGGAGGCCAGCGGAGGGGCGCUGCCUCAGCCGGUUGCCUGCCACCCCACACCUACCGCUCUGCUGCCGCUCAUACUGCCGGCCGAGUCCCCUCACCCUGCCCCUCGCAAGCAAAUCAUCAUGGGACGCCCUGGCACAGUGUGGACCAACGUGGAGCCUCGUUCUGUGCCAGUGUUCCCUUGGCACUCGCUCGUCCCUUUCCUGGAGCCCAGCCAACCAGGAGCGGCCGCCCAGCCCGCCGACGGCCAGCAGUUUGUCAAUCAGAGCCAAGAGCCUCUGUGCGGCGUGGCCCCGGUGAGCGAUGGGCGCCCUCGCCCACCGGACCCGGAGAGGCGAUCCCCAUCACGCCCGCCUCCCACCAAUGACAACCCUCACACAGAGAGAGGCGGGGCCGACAGCGAGACGGAGAGCGACACGGACGACCCCUUCUCUCCUGGUGUGGCGGCCGCCAAUGAUCCGGCACCCUCGUCUGGCCCCGUGAAGAGACGCACGCAGUCCCUCAGCGCCCUGCCCAAGGACGGAGACAGGAAGAGGGAGAAAGACCACAUCCGUCGUCCCAUGAACGCCUUCAUGAUCUUCAGCAAGCGCCACAGAGCCCUGGUACACCAGCGACAUCCAAACCAGGACAACAGGACGGUCAGCAAGAUCCUGGGGGAGUGGUGGUACGCCCUGGGACCCAACGAGAAACAGCAGUACCACGACUUAGCCUUCCAGGUGAAGGAGGCCCACUUCCGAGCUCACCCGGACUGGAAGUGGUGCAACAAGGACAGGAGGAAGUCUCUGUCUGAUGGCCGGGGGGCCCUCAAAGAGCCGCGGGAGAGGAGCAUGUCCGAAAGUAUAGACGCUCAUUUGGAGUCUCAGGCGCUGGAGGCUAAGCUGGGAAGCGCGGGAUGGACGGGCGGUGCAGACCUCCAAGGGGGGCCGUUUGGCGGGCAGCAUCCCCGUCCCAGAGCUUUCUCCCAGAGUGCCAUGCACACCCUAGAGCAGCGGGAGCACAAGAGAGACCACGAGAAGGAGGGCGGGCCCAGCUUUUUACGGACCCGGCCGCUGCUGCACCCCUCACACCUGGGCGCCGGCGAGGACGUCACCAGCGACGAGGAGCGCAUGGUUAUCUGUGAGGAGGAGGGGGACGAUGAUGUCAUGGAGGACUCAUGUCCCGAAGGCUCCAUUGACCUCAAGUGUAAAGAGAGAGUGACGGACAGCGAUGAAGAUGAAGCUGAUGGACAGCAUGGCUUCCAGCCACGAGCUCGCUCCUCCGUCGCCUCGCCCUUGCCUCCCACCCUUCGCGCCCACUCUACUCCAGCUGGAAGGAGCGCGGGAGGAGGAGGAGGAGGUGGUGCUGAUGAAGGGCGUGAGAGGAAGAUCAAGAAGGAGGCAGGAGAAGAGGGCAGUAAGGGAGUCUCCAUCAGGGGUGAGGCUGGGGUUGGAGCAGGUAUCACCUUCCUGCCCAUCGCGGCGGGCACGCAGACCCCACAGGGUGUGACCCAGCUCCUCAGAGCCGCCCCUGCUGCGGUGAACAACGUGGUGCGACCCAUCGCCAGCGCGCUCCUGCCUGCGGAGGGCGCCAUCAUCCUCAGCGCCCCGCCUCAAGAUAAGAAAGCCACCCUCCUGAUUGGAGGAAGCCAGCAGCCGCCAAUCGCCACAGGGGGUGGGUACUUGUCCUCAACUUCCUCCCCUGGUCCAGUCAGUGUACCCCCCAUAUUGGCGGGGAGCAGCCUGGUCAAUAGCCUAGUUAUGGGAGGCUCCUUGACGCCCUCCCAGCCCUUGAAGCUUCAGCCCCCCCGUGCUGUCAUAAGACCCGCUACCACCACCUCCCCACUCGCUUUCCCCCCUGCUUGCCCCAAGCCACUAGCGCAGGUCCAGUACAUCCUGCCCGCCCAAAGCCCAUCUCCGCCUCAGCUCACACACCAGCAAAUGUUCUCAGUGCCCACUGAAGCUCCCCUGGCCAAUGGCACGCACUUGGGGGCGGGAUCAACAUCUGCAUCCGGAAUCAGAGCCGUUCAAAGCCAGCUGCAGAGCAAGAUGCUGGUUCCCAUGGCAACAGUCAAUACGGGGCCCACUCCUCCACAUCCUCCCAUCUCCUUGGUGGCCCCGCCUCUUCCUGUGCAAAAUGGUCCCGCCACAGGAAACAAGAUUGCUCCUCUGCCUGUGGUCCAGUCCAACGUUCACACCGCAGCCGUGCAACAUGGGAGCCCCUUUCCUGUUUCCAUGGCGACGGUGAUGACUCCCUGUGCCGCCGCACCCCCACACACCGUUAUUCUGACCUCUCCGCCCACCAGGAUUACCUACGUUCAGUCGAGCCCAGGUGUUACCACGGCGAUGCCCCAGCAAGCCCCGCCCCCACCGGGUUCUGCCUACCUGGCAUCUCCUCUGGCGACUUUAGGCUUCACUGCCAUCACGCCGGCCGGGCAGACUCUGGUUCAGCCCGUCGUGGGUCCGCCUCCAAACGUCACCUGCCAGAACCCGACGGCCAAGGUGGCGGCCCCUGCUGGUCAUCAGGUUCUCACCGCCAUUUACCCUGCUCCGACUGCUCAGCUGGUGCCCAUGACGACAGUGUCCUCUGCCGCCGACGCCCCAGACCAAGACGGGCCAAAGCCUUCCCCGGUGGUAGAGCAGAAGGUGGACAUGAAGAAAGAGUCGGACGCUGAGGAGGAAGACGGCCGGCACACGUCCAGCUCUGCCACCGCCUGCACAGAAGACGCCGGUCGGUUCAUCAAGCAGGAGGAACAUGGCGGGGAAAAACAAGAGCGGCUGGAUGAGGAGAGGACGGAGGAAAACUGUGAGGAGAAAAGAGGCAGAGAGUUGGAGAAAAAGGAGCGCAGCAGCAACGAGGCUGCAUGUCAUACCCCUCCUCCUCCCCCUCCUCCAUGUUCAGCACUGGACCCCCCUCCACCGCCGCCCGCCGAAAGAGAGCCUUCGUCGUCCUCCAAGAGGAUCAAGUUCCGACCACCACCCCUCAAAAAGACACCCGAUUCUCACGACAAGGUCUUGUCGGAGUCGUACUUCGAGGAGCGUUUUGCUGAGCUUCCAGAGUUUAACCCGGAGGAGGUGCUGCCCUCGCCCACUCUGCAGAGUCUGGCCACGUCCCCUCGAGCCAUCCUGGGAAGCUACCGCAGGAAAAGGCGCAACUCCACGGAGCUGGACCCGGCGGCGGAUGACCCCGUCUCACCGAGGAGGAAGACUCGCCGCCUCUCCAGCUGCAGCUCGGAGCCCAACACCCCGAAGAGCGCCGCCAAGUGCGAGGGAGACAUCUUCACCUUUGACAGAGCAGCAGCUACAGAAGGAGAUGAUCUCCUGGGAGACUUGGACCGAGUCCCCUUCUCGUCCCUGCGUAGAACUCUGGACCAGCGCCGGGCUCUUGUCAUGCAGCUCUUUCAGGAACAUGGAUUCUUUCCCUCGGCUCAGGCCACCGCUGCCUUCCAGGCGCGCUUCGCAGACACCUUCCCCACCAAGGUGUGCCUGCAGCUGAAGAUCCGCGAGGUCCGGCAGAAGAUCAUGCAGACCGCCACCCUGGAACCCGGCGCCUCCGCCGAGGCCGGCCCCGCCCCUUGCCAGGCGCAGGAGCAGCCGGACGACAAAGACCGGGGCCUGGAGGAGCCAAAAAGCGAAGGUUCAUAGAGGGGGAAGAAUCCGAUCCGACCUGGGAGGCAAGAUUAUUGGAAUGUGGUCUGGAAUAUUCAAAAAUGAGUUCUCUAACAUACGGCUGAAGAAAUGGACAAUCUUUGCAGAAUAUUUUCACUUCUUGACCCAGGUCUGCCCUCAGCACAUUUGCACAGUCGUUUGUCAUUGGACACAAACCCUGUGACACACACACACACACACACACACAUAAACCACAGUGCAGGUGUAAUCUCUAGCACACACUUAACAAAUCAGACUGUUACUCUUGAUUGGCAGCACCCAGGAGCCGCCACCAAGGACCACACACACACACACACACACACAUUUAAGGCACUUUGUCACUUAUCAUGCAGAUGCAGUUUGCUGUUGCCAGCCAUCCCUCAGUUGCCAUGGACUUGACCUCGUGGUCCCGCCACUCCUCAGCACAGUGGUCCGGAACACAAAUCACAACCCCGACGACCUCCACUGAUAUACCACAGCCCCUCGAUGCUGCAAGACAGACAGCACACACACACACACACGCACACGGAGCGACCCCGGUGUGACCUGGCCCCGGGCCCGGCACACUUUUAGCGAUUGUAAUGAGAAGACACAAUUGUGUGACCAAUCUUUGCACCUUCAGUUGUUGCCAUGUGGAAAAAGACUGAACCCUCACGGGCGGGACGACGCUUCACGUCUGAAGCCGCAAAAAGAGAUUAAGUGAAGACGUUUGACACUGGACGGAGGACGGACGCAUCCAAAAAAAAAACAAAGUUCAUAUGCAACAACAAGAUGUCAGGCUCACAGGCAAGAGACACAAAAAUAAUAACCACACUUCAGUGGAUACGAUGUUGCUUUCUCGUUAUCGUUGCCGUGGAAAUAACCAGUUUUACUGUGGCCUGUUUUUCUCUCGUGGCUUGUGUUUCUUCUCCAGCGUAACGUCAAGGAAAAUCACCACAAAAAAAAAAGGCUUCACGAAGGGGGGACGUAAUCUGCAAGCCCUCUCCCACGUAUGAUUUUAAAAGUCGUCUCUUUGUAAAAUGUUGAAAUCAGGUGUUUGCACAAUCUGUGCGGCCGGCAGCGCCGCAAGUUAAAUCAGGAAAGUAUUGUUUUUAGAGAUUGUUUUAGCAGAAAAGAUUUUGUUCCACAUGUUAUCAAAUGACCCUUGACCCCGCCGCGCCCCCCCCCCCCCCCUCCUCUCUCUCAAGCGUUGUUAGAGAGUGCCCUUAAGCACUGGUCCCGGGUCAAGCGCUAUGUAGCUCAGGAUGGUUCUGGUCAGGGUUCGUUCAGGGAAAGCAGAUCCUAGACCAGCCCUGGAGGGCAGUCUCUGGAGCCCCUCCCCUCUUCCCUCGCUUCUCGACACUUUAUCCUUUCCCAUCAAAUGGUGCAAUAGGACAAUUUUUUUUUUUUUUCUGGGAAUGGGUGGGUUUGUUUAGUCUUUUUUUUUUUUUUUAAUUUUGAGGAGGGAGGAGCAAGGCUGAGUGCCAUAGGUAAUGAGAUGCAGUGCAGUCAAUGAAUGAGCAGAAUGUGAUGCUACAAAAAAAAAAAAGACUUUAUCUUACUAAAAAUCACAUUUUAAAUAGCACUUUUUGGCUCUUUGCCUCCUCGGUGAAGAGCUAGGGGGUAGUUCUUAUUAUAAUAAUGAUGAUGGGUCUUUUAUUUCUCUGUAAACAGUUGAAUGUGUGAAACAAAUAUAUAUAUAUAUAUAUAUAUAUACAUAUAUAUAUUCACCGUUUUUGCAUAUAUGUACAUUUAGGUCUGUGUUUGGGUGCGCGUGCACGUUUUGGCACAUGUAGGUAGUGCGUAAACAUGACCAACAACCACUCGUUCUGUCGUCACAAUAGUCUAUUUUUCAUUGUAAGCACCUCCCGAGAGACAGUAUUUUUAUAGUCACCGCGACUAUUUUGUCCACUAUGUUGACUGUUAUCCAUUCAGGAUAUAUACAUACAUAUAUAUAUAUAUAUAUAUAUAUAUAUAUAUAUGUAUGUAUGUAUAUUUAUAUACAGUAUAUGUAUGACAUGCAGUAUAUCUUCAGGCUAAUCCAAUAAAGACAAAACAGGUAAAAAGAAGACUAUCACAUCCCUAAGGGGUCAGGGCUGCCAUCUGCAUGCAUGUGCAACAGCAUGCAAGCGUGCAAACACCCACACAGACGUAUGUGCAUACACACACACACACACGUAUGCGUGUAUACGGUAUGAUUGUGCUUAAAAAGGAGUUUGUCCUUACGUCGCAGAAGGAAUUUUAGGAUGAGUGAGGUGAGCGCGAUCUCAUAAAGCAGGCAUGUCGACCAUGUGCAAUAUUUCUAAAUGACGACAAGAAAAGAACUAAAUAUUGAAAAUAUUAAAGGUCUAACACAA